Messenger RNA from Geodia barretti, 1819 nucleotides. NCBI's taxonomy places the organism in Eukaryota, Metazoa, Porifera, Demospongiae, Tetractinellida, Geodiidae. The record is from the annotation of a GenBank genome assembly.
CUCAGCUGCGAGGUGAAAUAGCUGCCGCACCGCCUUCCUGGCACAGUUUCACCUGUUUCUUGUUUUCCUGACGAGUCAGCUUCUUGCGCCACAGCUGCGCAAACCCCUCUCUCUCGCUCUUCGACGCCGCCGCAUCAGCGCCGCCGCUCACCCAGGAUCGGACGAACGAAAAUAGGACCGGAGGAAGCGCCGGCUAGUCCACACAGGGGCGCCCAGCCCAUAAUCCACACAGACAGACCCCCUCCACCGCUCCAGUCGGUAGGAGGCGGAGUUCGCAGCCACUGCCCGCACCAGGCGCGAGAAGGAGCAAGUUCUCACGCGGACAAGGCCAGGAAAGCCUUCUGCAGUCGAUCCGCCGUAGGUACCCAAACUAGGGAACCGAAUUUCGACGAGAAACCGACGUCGUACGGUCGUCUAGCGUAGAGACAGACGAUUUCUAUUUCCCCGAAGCCCUCCCUAUCUGUCAACAUUUCAUUUUCCCAGGAAUUCGAUCUCAACGAAUUUCUGCAAUGUGUACCGCUUACCUCGCCAGUUUUACCCUCGAAAACAUUAUGGACAGAAAAGACCCCGAAUGCUCACGUGGUCCGGGAGGACUUUCGUUCCGGCUCCUUACGAGCCAACCAAGGAGAAGGCCUCGUGGUGCGACGGUCUGACAAUGUCACCUGCUCCCAGCGUGACACCGGUGUCAGUUCCACCUGCGCUGGACCUAUCCCUGCUGGAGUUUAGCCCUGAUAUCUUCAGUGGCCCUCAACCUCCUGGAACCGACUCCACUGACACUGAUCUUUUUCACUCCCUCCUGGCCGAACUAGGCCCGGAGAUAUUCUCUCUUACUCCGUCCAACCCCUCCCUCCCUCUCCCCCACUCCCCCAUGCUUGUACACACCCCUCCCCCUGCUCAAGUACCCCUCUGCCCCCCUACACCGUCGCCCUCCCUCACACCUACAACCCCUUUCUCUUCGACCUACUCCUCUGCCCCAUCCUCAGUUCCAGAAGCUCCUGCACACGACACGGAAAUCGACGAUCCGUUCCUGGUCAGUUUCGCUGACCUUGACGGACUCCUGAAAGAUUCAACUCUAUUCGAAAACCCCACGUCUGCUUCUCCCUGUUCCGAUGUACCAUUCGUCUUCCCUCUGCAAGAAGACGGACUACUGCAAGACUUGUCCGAGUGUAUGUCUCUUUGUUCGCCGUCUCUCUCCCCACACUGUGACACCCCACUCACCCCAGUUUCUCUUGACCUCCCUCAGACAAACCCCACUCUACUGGCUUCCUUGCCUUCCCCCGAGGCAUCCAUCCUUCAUGAUCACACCUACACAUCCUCCCUCUACAGCUCUACGAAACGCUGGAAAUACUUCCAGAAAGCGAAAGGUUUCAACAACCGACUCGCUUCUCUCGCCCGUUUCUACCGAUUCCGAAUGCCCUCCUCCGAAACAGAAGAAAUCUCUGGUGAAGGACGACCAAUACCACUCCCGUCGUCAGAAGAACAACGUGGCCUCGCAGGUGUCCCGCUCCAAGCGGCGGGUGAGAUACCGCAAUCUCGACUCUCGAGUCACGGAACUCAGAAGGCCAAUGCUGAACUCCGAGAGAGAGCGAGGCAGAUGGAGGCCGAGGCCGAGGCACUGAGAAAGAAACUUGUACAGAAACUCUCUGCGUGAAUUUUUACCUAUUUGUAUUUUUGUGUUUAGCACAAUUAAUAUUUUGACCACUUUAUUGCUGCAGAUAUAAACGUGAUAAAAUCAGAGCCUAAAAGCAUGCGAAAGGUCCAGUUGCUUGUGACAACUCGUCUAAGAGAGCCACGUAUAAUAUAGUUAAUGGGUUGGGUG